AUGUCCAUUCCUCCGCCCCAGGCCCUCCUUCAGCGCGAUGCCACGCCCGUGCCCCGUGCCCAUUCCUCCGCCCCGGGCCCUCCUUCAGCGCGACGCCACGCCCGUGCCCAUUCCUCCGCCCCGGGCCCUCCUUCAGCGCCCCGUGCCCAUUCCUCCGCCCCAGGCCCUCCUUCAGCGCGACGCCACGCCCGUGCCCCGUGCCCAUUCCUCCGCCCCGGGCCCUCCUUCAGCGCCCCGUGCCCAUUCCUCCGCCCAGGGCCCUGCCCGUGCCCAUUCCUCCGCCCCAGGCCCUCCUUCAGCGCGACGCCACGCCCGUGCCCCGUGUCCAUUCCUCCGCCCCAGGCCCUCCUUCAGCGCCACGCCACGCCCGUGCCCAUUCCUCCGCCCCGGGCCCUCCUUCAGCGCCACGCCCUGCCCGUGCCCAUUCCUCCGCCCCAGGCCAUCAGCGCCCCGCCCUGCCCGUGUCCAUUCCUCCGCCCCAGGCCCUCCUUCAGCGCCACGCCACGCCCGUGCCCCGUGUCCAUUCCUCCGCCCCAGGCCCUCCUUCAGCGCCCCGUGUCCAUUCCUCCGCCCAGGGCCCUGCCCGUGCCCAUUCCUCCGCCCCAGGCCCUCCUUCAGCGCGACGCCACGCCCGUGCCCCGUGUCCAUUCCUCCGCCCCAGGCCCUCCUUCAGCGCCACGCCACGCCCGUGCCCAUUCCUCCGCCCCGGGCCCUCCUUCAGCGCGACGCCACGCCCGUGCCCAUUCCUCCGCCCCGGGCCCUCCUUCAGCGCGACGCCACGCCCGUGCCCAUUCCUCCGCCCCGGGCCCUCCUUCAGCGCGACGCCACGCCCGUGCCCCGUGUCCAUUCCUCCGCCCCAGGCCCUCCUUCAGCGCGACGCCACGCCCGUGCCCAUUCCUCCGCCCCGGGCCCUCCUUCAGCGCGACACCCAGCCCGUGCCCCGUGUCCAUUCCUCCGCCCCGGGCCCUCCUUCAGCGCCCCGCCCUGCCCGUGCCCAUUCCUCCGCCCCGGGCCCUCCUUCAGCGCCCCGCCCUGCCCGUGCCCAUUCCUCCGCCCCGGGCCCUCCUUCAGCGCCCCGCCCUGCCCGUGCCCAUUCCUCCGCCCCGGGCCCUCCUUCAGCGCGACGCCCCGCCCAGCCCGUGUCCAUUCCUCCGCCCCGGGCCCUCCUUCAGCGCGACGCCACGCCCGUGCCCCGUGUCCAUUCCUCCGCCCCAGGCCCUCCUUCAGCGCGACGCCACGCCCGUGCCCAUUCCUCCGCCCCGGGCCCUCCUUCAGCGCGACACCCAGCCCGUGCCCCGUGUCCAUUCCUCCGCCCCGGGCCCUCCUUCAGCGCCCCGCCCUGCCCGUGCCCAUUCCUCCGCCCCGGGCCCUCCUUCAGCGCCCCGCCCUGCCCGUGCCCAUUCCUCCGCCCCAGGCCCUCCUUCAGCGCGACGCCCAGCCCGUGCCCCGUGUCCAUUCCUCCGCCCCAGGCCCUCCUUCAGCGCCCCGCCCUGCCCGUGCUCAUUCCUCCGCCCCGGGCCCUCCUUCAGCGCGACGCCCAGCCGGUGCCCAUUCCUCCGCCCCGGGCCCUCCUUCAGCGCGACGCCACGCCCGUGCCCCGUGUCCAUUCCUCCGCCCCAGGCCCUCCUUCAGCGCGACGCCACGCCCGUGCCCAUUCCUCCGCCCCGGGCCCUCCUUCAGCGCCCCGCCCUGCCCGUGCCCAUUCCUCCGCCCCAGGCCCUCCUUCAGCGCGACGCCCAGCCCGUGCCCCUUGUCCAUUCCUCCACCCCGUGCCCUCCUUCAGCGCCCCGCCCUGCCCGUGCCCAUUCCUCCGCCCCGGGCCCUCCUUCAGCGCCCCGCCCUGCCCGUGCCCAUUCCUCCGCCCCGGGCCCUCCUUCAGCGCGACGCCCCGCCCAGCCCGUGUCCAUUCCUCCGCCCCAGGCCCUCCUUCAGCGCGACGCCACGCCCGUGCCCCGUGUCCAUUCCUCCGCCCCAGGCCCUCCUUCAGCGCGACGCCCAGCCCGUGCCCAUUCCUCCGCCCCGGGCCCUCCUUCAGCGCGACGCCACGCCCGUGCCCCGUGUCCAUUCCUCCGCCCCAGGCCCUCCUUCAGCGCGACGCCACGCCCGUGCCCAUUCCUCCGCCCCGGGCCCUCCUUCAGCGCCCCGCCCAGCCCGUGCCCAUUCCUCCGCCCCGGGCCCUCCUUCAGCGCGACGCCACGCCACGCCCGUGCCCAUUCCUCCGCCCCGGGCCCUCCUUCAGCGCGACGCCCAGCCCGUGCCCAUUCCUCCGCCCCGGGCCCUCCUUCAGCGCGACGCCCCGCCCGUGCCCCGUGCCCAUUCCUCCGCCCCGGGCCCUCCUUCAGCGCGACGCCCAGCCCGUGCCCAUUCCUCCGCCCCGGGCCCUCCUUCAGCGCGACGCCACGCCCGUGCCCCGUGUCCAUUCCUCCGCCCCAGGCCCUCCUUCAGCGCCCCGCCCAGCCCGUGCCCAUUCCUCCGCCCCGGGCCCUCCUUCAGCGCGACGCCCAGCCCGUGCCCAUUCCUCCGCCCCGGGCCCUCCUUCAGCGCGACGCCACGCCCGUGCCCCGUGUCCAUUCCUCCGCCCCGGGCCCUCCUUCAGCGCGACGCCCAGCCCGUGCCCCGUGCCCUCAGGCCGGCAGAGACUUCCUCUCUGCCGACCGGCUUCGACACUUCAGAGUUUCAGUUCCCCUUCUCUAG
This is a messenger RNA of Hypanus sabinus (Atlantic stingray), 2694 nucleotides long. RefSeq names its product basic proline-rich protein-like. The transcript has a single exon. Lineage: Eukaryota; Metazoa; Chordata; Chondrichthyes; Myliobatiformes; Dasyatidae. Bases 1 to 2694 code for a protein of 897 amino acids. The record is from RefSeq and is a predicted model, not a curated record.